Molecule: messenger RNA, 9114 nt
Organism: Schistocerca cancellata (South American locust)
Lineage: Eukaryota; Metazoa; Arthropoda; Insecta; Orthoptera; Acrididae
Gene: spict
Product: magnesium transporter NIPA2
Exons: 7
Coding region: 154-1281 (375 amino acids)
Biological process (GO): magnesium ion transport
Cellular component (GO): membrane
Molecular function (GO): magnesium ion transmembrane transporter activity
Source: RefSeq, a predicted model, not a curated record
UUUCAGUGCUUGAACAGCAUUCGGGAGAUCGGCGAUAGAGGUACGAUAUAGGUGCUGCACAUAGCCCUACAGCACUGGAUCUACAGAUUCGCACGGUCGGUGAAGCGCUCUUGUUUGUUGACGUUUGGAGCUCAUCCGUGUGUCUGGGAGAAGAUGAUUGAAGCUUCCGGAGAAAGGACUCUUACUGGUCAUCCAUAUGACACCACUCAAUACUACAUAGGGCUAGGGCUUGCUGUUAGCUCCAGUGCUUUUAUCGGUUCGAGUUUUAUUAUAAAAAAGAAAGCACUGUUGAGAUUGUCACGUUCUGGUUCAGUGCGGGCUGGCGCUGGAGGAUUUGGCUAUCUGAAAGAAUGGCUCUGGUGGGCCGGCUUUUUGUCUAUGGGGGUGGGUGAGGCAGCUAAUUUUGCUGCGUAUGCAUUUGCACCUGCCUCACUGGUAACGCCACUUGGUGCACUUAGUGUACUGGUUGCAGCAGUCCUGGCAUCAUAUUUUCUUGGUGAAAAACUGAAUCUUCUUGGCAAGAUGGGAUGCUUUCUCUGCAUCUUGGGCUCAACUGUUGUUGUCAUCCAUUCUCCAAAAGAAGAAGAAAUAGAAAAUUUGGACGUCUUGAAGCAGAAACUAUUAGAUCCAGGUUUUGUGUUCUAUGUUUUCCUAGUGUUGUCUCUAACACUGGCAAUUAUAUCAUACUUUGGCCCACGAUAUGGACAACGAAAUGUUGUGGUUUACAUUACGUUAUGUUCUGCAAUUGGUUCCCUCAGUGUUAUGAGCUGUAAGGGCCUAGGACUUGCUAUCAGGGACACCGUUACAGGGAAAUCAAAUGAGGUAUCCAACUGGCUUACAUGGUUUCUGCUGAUGGCUGUUAUUAUCUGUAUUUCAAUACAGAUGAAUUACCUAAACAGAGCACUUGAUCUGUUUAACACUGGUAUUGUGACUCCUAUUUAUUAUGUUCUUUUCACGACACUAGUAAUUGUGUCAUCAGCAGUGUUGUUUCGUGAGUGGCAGGAUGUGGGACCUGAAGAAAUUGUUGGAGGCAUGUGUGGCUUUCUUACUGUUGUAACAGCCAUAUUUCUACUCAAUGCAUUCCGUGAUAUUGACAUUUCGUAUUCAGAUGUGAGAAGUAUGUUGCGUCCAAGAAAGACAGGUAUUGUAUCUGUGGGAACUGAAGGAAACAGAGCAAAUGGAGUUUCUGCUUCAGCUGUUUACAGAGACACAAAGCGACUGUUAGGCAGUGAUGAUGAAUCUUCAUCAUAUGGCAGUCCUGGUCCAACGCCUCCUGUAUGACCUACGGCUACUCCUGCUACAUUUCGCAGGCUUCAGUCUUCAGGACUGUAUCCAUAGUGUUUUUAUUCCCAACAACUUUGAGGGAUAUGUACAAAGAUAUUUGUAUUAUUUUUUCUGUUGGAGAGACUGAAUCAGGAAAUUAUCUGUGAUUGUUGAUAGCUGUGAUAUGCGCAACAGUGACUGCCAGUUGUAAACAGUUUUAUGGCUCUGUGUUUGUCACUUAAACAUGGAUGUGUGUCUUUUGCAUGUAUAAAUGUAAUAUAUUGUUGUGUGGUACUUGUAAGACUUGAACUUAUUUAUUCAUACAAUUGAGUCAUAUUCAGUGUACAAAUAAUGAAGAUAGUUAUACUAUAAUUUGUUAGUAAUACCGUUUCAAUGUUUAAUGUUGAUAGUCUGAAUAUUUAAAUAAUUUUCAGAUUAACAUUCAUUUUUAGUUUCUGCUGUGCCACCCCACUGGUUACUGCAUUCAUUUAAAUAAGUUUUUAUACUCAAAUGAUUUUAUUUGUUGAACUGAGAGGAAUUUUCAUGUGUUUUAUGCUUUUCUUUGUUAAAAAAAUUCAGAAAGUGUCUAAAACUGCCGGCCAGAGUGGCCGAGUGGUUCUAGGUGCUUCAGCCAGGAACCGCGCGACCGCUACGGUUGCAGGUUCGAACCCUGCCUCGGGCAUGGAUGUGUGUGAUGUCCUUAGGUUAGUUAGGUUUAAGUAGGGGACUGAUGACCUCAGAAGUUAAGUCCCAUAGUAUUCAGAGCCAUUUUUUUUUUUUUGUCUAAAACUUGAGUUGUUAGAGUGUGCUCAUACCUCAGCCAGUGAUCGAGGGAUUGAGUAAAGUAAACCUCUAAAGCCAUACAACAAUGGAAAAUCCAUGAUUGAAUGUAAAUAUUACCCUUAUACUAAAUCAGUAAACCAGAUUUUUUUAAAAUGGAUAUUAUGAUAGUACCAAAACAUAUUGAAUUCUCAAUGCUAAAAGCUGAAAUUUCCAUCUGUAGAUGAAAUGAGGAUAGUGCUUAGUUGCACACAUAAAUACCAGGUAAUUUUCUUCCUGCAGGUUUGGAUCUUUUUAUUUGCAUCUUUGCACCAUCCGAAUUUCAGUUGUAGUGGCCUGUAUUUGUUAUAUGUUGUACCUCCAUUGUGACACUUAAUCUGAGUAUAGAAUUAAGAUCAGUGUAGAAUAACUGAAUAAAUGCUGUGUCUGCCCAUAAAUAUACAUUUUCAGAAGUAUGAAGAACAAAUUUUUUUAUCAUGUACAAUAAAAGCAGUGAGAGUGUGAUGUGGUGAUAACUUCAACUGGUUGCAUGACUUUUCGGGUGCUUGUAUUGUUAAUGUGAAGUUCCGAACAAUUAGCCCACAGCAGAUGAUGACAUUUUUAGUAUAAACAAUCUUAACUGUAAACUUUUAAUAUGUUAAGCAUAAUUGUGGAGUGUUGAUGCAACAAGUUAGAAAAUCUUUACUUUGUGGAUGGCUUAAUUAUGUUGGGAAGAAUACAGUCAACUUCCAGAAAUGGAUUAUAUAAUGAAAAUAUAUUGUCCUGGCACAGUGAUGAUCAGAAAUUGUAAUGUAGACUAUCGCUACACUUUCAGGUGACCAUUCAGUCAGAUUAACUAGUCUGGAGAAACAUGCUUCUUCCUUGUACACAUCAGUAUCCUUUUCAUCACUCCAAUCAGUUCCCUCUUUAAAAACAUGUAACUGUGUAGUUAAUGUGUGUGUCUUGAGAAAAAUGCUAAAGUAGUUCAUUUGUACGUAGCUUUAGAAAUGUUUACAGAAAUAACUAACAUAACUCUUUUUCGCUAAACAUGCAAGAUGAAACAAAAAUUCCUGGUACAAGAUGUCUGUAACAUUUCUGGGAUUGAAAUUCCUGUCAUCUGUGGGAAAGCAAACGAUUUUUUAAAUUAUUUUAUUUAUCUUUGCUCUCUGGUAGAACCACGUGUAAACUAUUCUCAGUGGCCUGAUUUUAUGUGAACUGUUGGCACACAAAGAAAUUCAGCAUUAUAUCAAGUCAUUUCAGAGUUGCUGCAGCCUAAAGUUCCCUGUAAAUGAUCACACAAUUUGCCAACUUUACUAGUUUCAUCAAAUAUUUGUCUAUGCCAACUUUGUUUGGCAUGUUUAUAGAACAUGUUUGUCAACACACAACAGGAAUUUCAAUCCCAGAAAGGUUUAGGAUACCUUGUACAGGUAAGAAUUUCUCCUUUACUAUUCAAACAUAUCUAUCAGAACCAGAAACAAUGGAACAGUUGAGUUUCAUUUAAUCCUCUAGGUUACACUUCCAUCACACAAUGUAGAAUGAUAGCAAGUAUUAUCAGUUGUGAUGGUGGUGCAAAGUCAGUGAUGGAGCCAAUACAGUCUUUCCCUGUAGGUGUGUUCAUAACUGGUACCCAAGGCAGAAAGGGAAAUAGUAGAUUCCUCUACAGUCACAGCACUUUAUUGAUAUGGUAUCAAAUUUGGUUAUUUUAUUGCAAGGUUCAGAUAUCUCUGGGAGGACCUAAUUAACACCUUGUUGCUAUAGUAACUUUCAAAAAGGUGCAUGUUUGUCCCAUGUUUGCAACUUCCAGAACUGGGAGAAAUUUUAUUUGACAAGAUGGUGGAGAUUAUGUUUGUUGUUUCGGGACGCAUGUUUAGUGAAGGAGUGUCAUUACCUUUUAUCUUAUUGUAUCAUGAAUUUUCACAAUUAUGGAAACAAGGAUAAGUGAUAGAAACGGUUACCAAAAGGGUAGAAGUACUAAGUCUUUUGCAGCCAUAUAUUGUGUACUGUGCAGGAAUAGGUUAAGAAAAAACACAAUGUUCAAUGCACAACAAAGAAGUGGGAGUACAGUAAAAUAAUAAAAAAUAAUAAUAAAAUAAAGGAAGCUCUCUGGAUUGCCUGUGGACAAUGUAUAUUUUCCCAUGUUGUGGUAUGUUAAUGAACUUUCAUUAGAGGACCAAGUAGAAGAUAAAUUUUCACAUAACUGUGUCUUCCUUUUCCAAGUGAGUGUGAAGUAAUUUUAACAGGUUAUUAAAAGUUUCACUACCAAUUUGGAGAAAGUUGGUGUAAUAAUCAGGUUCUAAGUGUAAUAUUUCCUUUAGAAGAUUUUCAUGAGUAUAUUUAUCUUAUAGUUUCAACCAUUUUCUGGACCAGCAUCUUGUUUUCUUUUUCUUCUUUAUACAGUGCGAAAGCCAAUGUAAGAGAUGCUUCACCUGUAUAAGUAGCUAUUCCGACAAAUGUCAAAACGCCCCACUACAUGAUACACAUAGCGUGAGAGCUGCUCCAAAAGUAGCUUAAGCCUUUGUCGGUAUGUCAGCGUGCUUGUUUGACAAACCUGUGUAUAGGAAACAACAAACUUGACAAACAAGUUUUAUCAUUAGCAGGGGCGUUAACAGAGAUACUCAGAUAUAAUUCUUCACCUUCCGCAAGUAUCAUAGUGUUCAAAACGCAAAAUGUGUGCCUCAGAUCUUCCCAAGGUAUUUGACCCUAUAUUAAUUGGUUUCUCUCCCCAAUAACCAGAACAUAUGGCAGUUUUGACAGAACCCAAGCAGCUACUUCCAGUUGGUGAGACCUUGAUGAAUUUACCUUUGGGCAUAUUUUGUGUAUAAUAAUUAGACACUGCCUAGUUCUCAGUCUGACACACAUUUUGCCACACUAAAGCUGCAUCUUUAAACUGGCGAUAUUCAGGUUCUGCUAUAAGAAUUCUGGCCUGAAUUGCUGGAGCUGGUGGUCAUGUGUGCGUGAGGUGUGCUUGCUUGUGUGUAUGAAUGGUGUGUUUUUCUCUUUUGCCGAUGAAGGCUGUGGCUGAAAGCUUUGUGUGUCUUUUAAUUGUACCUGUUUGCAACUUAAUGUGUCUUCUUUAUGGUAAGUAGCAAUCUAUCUUUUUCCUGCAUUGUUGAUGUUACUACCUGUAGUUUUCAUUGACUGAAAUAUUUUGCAACUUUGUGCAUAUGUCUGUAACAUACUGUCUGUUUACAACCCAGUCUUCAAUAAUAAUUCACCGAACUGAUUUAUCAUAUGUUUAUCAUGGUAAUUCCCUCAGAAAUCAUUAUAAAUUUCCAGAAUUUACUAACAGUAAUGUCUCUGAUUUUCUUUUUGACUUCCCCCCCAUACUCUCUUUUCUUAGUUUUUUAAAUUGUAAAUCUGUUGUUGUAUACACCAAUAAAAUGCAAGUUUUUCUACUGAUGCAAAUGUUUAUUACAUUUUGCUGGUAUAAUCACACCUUGUAUUUGUAAGUGUGAUAGCAUACGGAAUUUUGUCCAUUAUGCCCCCCCCCCCCCCUCCCCAUGGCCCACUGAGCUUCAGCAAGUUGUCUGCUUAUAUCUGUAUAUUUAUUGCUUAGCUCUCUCAUGCAGCACCUCUCGUACAGUGCAGGUUGAUUUCAGUAAUCACUGUGUUUAUCAUGAUUUGUCUCUGUCACUGUUUUAUUUGUAGUCCCUCUGCCAACUUCAUAAUGUUUCACGUGUGUUUAUUAGCUGUACUACAACACAAGCAUCCUUCAUUUCUUUUAGUGUUCAAUUUGAGGAUUGUUUCGCACCAGUCUGGUUGUGAUAGCAAUGUGGUUAGCAAUAGAACUCCAUUCUUUCAAACGUCCUCAUUAUAUGUGUCUUUCAUAACUUAAUGUAUGUAGCUCGGUAAUAACCUUCCUUUACUAUUUUUUCAUUUUCCUAGCACACUAUCAUUCUUCGGAUUCCCUCGUAUUUCCAUAGGCCACUGCUUGCUUCUUUCUGCAGUAUAUUUCCACAAAUCUCUCCAUCAGUUUUAAGGAUGUCAUCAUUUGUCACUUUAAUAGACCUGAAUUGCUUCAACGUCUUCCUUUAAUUCAACCUGGUGGGGAUCCCAAAUACUUAUGCAGUAACCAAGAAUGAUAUAAAACGCGGGUGAGCUACACGUUCCUAGAAUUCUCCCAAUAAGCUGAAAUUAACCAUUCAACUUCUACCUACUACCAACCUUACAUGCUUAUUCCAUUUUGUUUUGCAAUUUUAUGCCUUGAUUUUUUUAACAUUUAGAGCAGCCUGUUAUUCCUUACAGCAAGUAGAAAUUUUGUCUAAUUCAUCCUGUAACAUCCUACAGUCACUCGAUGAUAUUUUCCCGUACUACAGUCUCAGUAGCAAACAGUUGCAAAUUGCUGCUCACCUUAUCUGUCAGAUCAUUUAUGUAAAUAGAGAACAAGAAGGGUCCUAUCAAUUCCCUAUGCUUGGAUCUAAGUCUGCAUAGGGACACUGUGUCUACUACUAUCUGGAAAUCUGGGGCUGUGGAAUAUCCAAGUUGCCCUUCAUCCAUCAUGGUUUGCACGAUACUGGACAAGAAGAGGACAAGCUGAGUUUGGUGUGAGUGGUGCUUUCUAAAUUUGUGCUGAUUUGUGGACAGAAGCUUUUCUACCUCAUGGAAAUUUAUUGUAUUUCAGCUUAGAAUAUGCUCAAAUUAAUUUUCCUGAGUUAAUCAUCUGCAGGUGAGCGCUAUGGUUGAGAGACAGUCCAUAGAGGUGCAGCAGGGUGGGGCUGUAGUUGUGAAAUCUAAUGGAAUACACUGCAGUGGUGAUGACAGAUUCUGGUGGUGCAAUCUGGUGCAUUGUGGAAGGCUAGUGACAAAGACAAAGGGCUUGUGUUAUCAGUUUAUUUACAAAAUGUAUGAUUAAUUCAGGUUUAUGAAAAAUCCCCAUUACACCUUAUACUUGAGUGCCUUCCUGAUUCACUAACUAUUGCUUCACAGUACAGUACAGAUCACUGUGUGAACAACAUUAACAAAAUGAUUGCUGGUUGAGAGUCUUAUGGAAGCACUUUUAUGUUUUUGGAAGUAUUUAUUUAUGCUGUUAUGUUAUAAUUACAGCCAUUGAAGAGAUGGGGAUGAAGGGCAUUUACACUUCUGACUUACUCCCUCUCCUUUUCCAGUAUUUUGGAUAUUAUAUAUAAAUAUAUAAUGAUUAAAUAUACACUUACAAUGUGUAAUUGUUCUUUUUUACUUUGGUGUUUGAUUCCAUGAUAUAGUUCUUAGUGUUGUUGGCUACUGAGGUGGAUGUCCUAGAUUUUUAAUAUGUAGUAGUCUGGAAUGGAUCUAAUCACCCUUCAAGCCAAAUGAGAAACUGCUUGAUGAAAUAAGCAGCAAGAUUGACACACAAUAUUUCAGUGCUGUCACAUCAAAAGGCUUGCACAAGAUUAGCAGCCACACAACAUUUACAAUUUACUUUUAAUUUUUGUACAAAUAAAUCAUAGUGAUUAUGUUCAACAAUUGUGCCCUAUUGUACUUUUCACAGUUAAAGCAUUCAUAAAAUUUGGACUGUGCAUACAAAAUUUACCUCUGAAUACAAAUUUGCAGAAGAACUGAAGGUUUGUAAUAAGUAGCAUGAAAAGAUUGCAUAUUUUCAGAAGUGUACUUUCUUUAUUUUUAUAAACAAAAUUUAUUUAAUCUACUCUGCAGAUAUUUAUUGUGUUACAAAUAAAAUAAAAUCCUCUUUGUUGUCCUGCCUAUAACAUCGUUAUUGUUCCAAGAAGGAAUGACAAAUCUUAGUUUUAUAUCUGAUGCCCUAGAUACAUACAUGGUAUGAAUAUGACAAUAACUUUCCUGGAUAUAUAUACCAACUACCCAGGCAUAAAUUAUCUUGAUUCUUUUUUGUCUCCACAGAAAAUUUCAUUGUAGUACCUAUGCUGCAAAUACAUGCCAUAUUCUUCAGCAUCUUGCUUUCUUAGACUGGUCUUGCUCUCUCAUGGCCUGUAUGUAGAUCUUUUGCUUGGCAACACCUUGUGUAAUAAUCAUAAAGAAUUCCUUUGUGCUUUUAGCAAUUUUAUUUAUUUCAUUCGAGAUGUAGCAAAAACAAAUAUGUGAUAAUUUGAUAACAGCAUUUAUCUAUUAUAGUGAUUUUUUAAAAGUGAAGGCAGGCAUUUUAAAAGAUGCAUAACAAAACAAGUAUUGGGAAGAGCUUUCUGGGACCAAAGGAUUUGCCAUUGUUGUUGCUUUAGCUAAUUUACAGAAUAUGUAAAACUGAUUGUAGAUCAGAAAUGAGCUGUGUUAAUACAUAAUAAAGACCAGACAGAGAAAAUUUAAUGAGAUACUCUACACAAUAAGAGAAUGUCUCAAGAUGGUCAUCCAAGCCAAAAACCAGUUAACAUAAUAAAAGUAAUACUGUAGAACAAAAACAGACUAGCAUUUUUCAUUUAUUAAGUCUUGAAGUUGUGAUAAAUUUAAAAUGUGUGUUUCUGUGCUGGUUAAAAAUAUGAUUGUAACUAUUUAUUUGAAUUUUAGAGGACCUUCCACACAACUGUAUUACCCAUAUUCUUUCAUUAAAGUGAAUACAUUUUAUAUUGAAUAUGUUUGUUUAGUUUAUCACCAAGAAUAAACAGUAAGGAGGCGGCUAAUUUCCAGACUAGGUGUAUAUUAGUGCUAUAUGCUUUUGAACAAUUUUGAAAUAAAGGUGACCAACAAAACACAUUGAGUCCUAAGCAUGGUAAUCUCUUACGAACAUUAUUUUGAUACAAAUCUAAGAGAAGAGGGAAUGCUGCUAUAGUUCAUACAUUUUACGCUUUUCUAAUAGUAGCAAAUUCUGUUUAAUUGUGUAACACAAUUUUAUUGUGAAGAUACUGAUGGCAAAAUACCUAUUACUUCCAGUUUUAGUUUCAUGUACAUCUACAAACAUACUCCACUAGCCAUUGUAUGGUGCAAGCUGGAGGGUAUUUUAUACCAUUACUAAUCAUUUCCUUUCCUGUUUCAUUGCAGAUAGUGAUGGAAAAACUAAUGUCUAUAUGCCUCCAUUUGAAUCCUAAUUUCUCCUAUUGUUGUGGUUCUUACAUCAAAUGUAAGUUGGCGGAAGUAGAAGAACUCUGCAGUUGUUCAUCUAUUUUUCUUUGUGACUGAAUACGUCUGUGAAUCCUAUUGUUUGCUGUG